Molecule: messenger RNA, 1569 nt
Organism: Marmota flaviventris (yellow-bellied marmot)
Lineage: Eukaryota; Metazoa; Chordata; Mammalia; Rodentia; Sciuridae
Source: RefSeq, a predicted model, not a curated record
AUACCUUUCCUUGUGUUCCAAGGAAUACCUGGUUCUGUGCAGCCUGCUUCGUCCCCAGGUCUGCAUCACUCCACCCAGGGGCACCCCAGGCUUGCAGCAUCCCUUACAAACACCAGCCCUCCCUUGGUGCCCUAGGCCCCCUCUCUGGCAGAGCCCUCAGGGCACGUGUGGCCCACUCCAUGUCCCCCCAUGUCUUCUCUCUCUUGGUUUCUCAGCACCCAACAGAGGCAAGGUUCCUGUUUUCAUGGCUACUGGCAAGCCAGGGGCUGGGGGAUCCCAGGAGGAGGAGGAGGAGGAGGAGGAGGGGGGGGCCUCCACUGGACAGCAGGCCACCAUGCUGCAGCAGGCCCAGGAGCUCUUCUUGUUAUGUGACAAGGAAGCCAAAGGCUUCAUCACCCGGCAGGACCUGCAGGGCCUGCAGAGUGACCUACUCCUCACACCUGAGCAGCUGGAGGCUGUGUUUGAAAGUCUGGACCAGGCCCACACUGGCUUCCUCACUGCCCGGGAGUUUAGCUUAGGCUUGGGGAAGUUUGUGGGGGUGGAGUUGGCUCAGGGCAUGCAACCCUCCCGGACUACUGAGGAAACCUUUGAAUCGGGCUGGUCAGAUGUGCAGGGCACCAGGGGUUCUCUGGAGGAGGAGGAGGAGCAGGAGCAAUUUUGCACUGCAUUGGAGCGGCUGGGAGUGGCCCAGGUCUUGGGCAAGCAGCCGGCUGUGAGGGCCCUGUGGGCCCAGCUGCAGCGCGAGAGACCAGAGCUGCUGGGUUCUUUCGAGGAAGUUCUGAUGCGAGCGUCAGCCUGCCUAGCAGAGGCAGCCAGGGAGCGCGAGGGCCUGGAGCAGGCACUGCGGCGGCGGGAAAGCGAGCAUGAGAGGGAGGUGCGUGGCCUCUACGAGGAGCUGGAGCAGCAACUCCGGGAGCAGCCGCAGCGCCGGAGGCAGAGCCAGAACCUUCCCCUGGAGGAGCGAAGGGGGCAUCUGGAGCUGCAGCUGCAGAGCCGCGAGCAGCAGCUGGAGAGGGCUGGCUUGCGGCAGCUGGAGGGACGUGGUUGCCGUCUCCAGGAACAUGCAGAAAGAGAAACUCAGCCUCCUACGGCAACUAGAGCUGCUCAGGUGCAGUCGGGCCUAGGCCAGUGGGAGCUGAACACACGGCUUCGAGACCUACGAGAUGAGAGAGACACCUGUGAGGCCAGGCUGCUCAGAAGCAGCCACAAGAAGGCUCUGGCCACAGCCCGCUGGCCUGGGCCCACCUGCUGCUGCUGCAGCUGGGCUAGGCCCCCCAGACGUGGGUCUGGCCACCUUCCCAGUGCCCGAUAACCAGCUCCAAGUGACUCCCCUGGGCAUUACCUGGAGGAGCUGCCCCUCGAAGGCUACUUGUCCUGGGAGGAGGGCUACCAUUCAGGGUGUGGGCUCUAGCCCACAAAGACAUGCAGGAACUAACCUGUGGGUGGUAAAGGUCUCAAGGGACUCAUGUGCCCCUGCCAGGUGUGCCCUUGCCAAUACUUAUCCUGUUCCCUUGUCUAUCCAUCAAGGAAAAAACAAAACAAAACAAACAAAAACUGCUAUAACGUCCA